Molecule: messenger RNA, 366 nt
Organism: Mesorhabditis spiculigera
Lineage: Eukaryota; Metazoa; Nematoda; Chromadorea; Rhabditida; Rhabditidae
Source: the annotation of a GenBank genome assembly
AUGGUGUCGCUUCUGGAAACCGAACUCUCCAGCAUCAAGGAAAACACCUCUACCGGCGUCAUCGGCACCAUCGAGGGCUAUGGCGAGAAUUUUCAGCACCUCCACUCGUCCAUCCAAGAGGGCAUUGCGGCGCUGGUGAAGGCUGGUAUUGACAAAUUCGAGGAAGUCGCCAGCCAGGACAGCUAUGAAGAUGGGAUGGCCAUCGUUGACGGGAUAAAGAAGCUGUCGGCAGAUUUCGAGCAGAAAUGCGAGGACUACAUGCCGAUUGUUCGGAAAUUCAACGACGAGCUCAUCGACCUGAGGGAGCAGAUUGAGCAGCGAAAACAGGCAGCGGAGCCGAAAACGUGCCAGAAAAAACAAGAUAAA